Messenger RNA from Prunus mume (Japanese apricot), 990 nucleotides. RefSeq names its product NADP-specific glutamate dehydrogenase. NCBI's taxonomy places the organism in Eukaryota, Viridiplantae, Streptophyta, Magnoliopsida, Rosales, Rosaceae. The record is from RefSeq and is a predicted model, not a curated record.
AAACCGUGUGCUGCCUGCCCCGGAAACCCGAACCCAACCCGCAUCACCCCCGCUGUAUAAAAUACCCACGCCUUUCAUGCAAUCUUACUUAAAUCUCACUUGGGUCAAAUACUCCAGAGAACGAGAUGUGUAGAUCGACUGACUACCACGGAUUUCAACCGAGGAGAGACCGGUUGAAGAUUCGGGCUUUCUUUCUGCGGUUUUCGGGUCUGAAUACCCGGGCACCGAUACCCGAAUCCCUCACUCUUUCGUUUCUUCCUCGGAUUAACGAGAACGAGCUAGAGAUCGACGGGCCAAAGAUCCGGCCCGAUACGGCGGCGUCCGCCCUCUGGGUCGUGAAUGCCAAGGUGAAGGACGGGGAAGUGAUAUUCGGGUCCCGAGAGCGGGUCGAGGCCGGCGAUGGGAUCCGGUUCGAGGUUUAUCUGAGGGAAGAGAAGGUGCUGAAGGGAACUUUCAGGAAAGAUGAGGGGCAAGAGUGGAAAUUGGAGUGUAAGUGCGCGCUGGAGAGCGAGAGCGUCGCGACGGAGAUAGCUGAGGCGCAGGUCUCCGUGGCAGUGGAGGGACACGUGGCGAUGAUUGAGAGCGUGAGCAUGGUGGUUAAAAAAACAAAAACGCACCGGAACUGCGGGUUUAAGCGGCUGGAGGAGAUUCCUGAGGAGGGAAAGGUGGAUUAUGAAUCGGACGGCUGUUGUUGUAAAUGUGGAUCGGAUGGUGGAGAUUCGGAGGUGGGUGGUGACGUGGACGGAGAGGAUGAGGAGUUGGAGGUAGAUAUGGAAGGAGUGAGAUGGGCCGUCGAUGUGGGUAUUUGGGUCAUGUGUUUAGGCGUGGGCUACUUUGUUUCCAAAGCCUCUGCCAAAACAUUAAGACGCAGAAGAUUAUUUUAAGCCCAAUGGGUUUUUGGGUAAUUUCAAAUCUUGAAAUUUUGACACGUUGUUGAGAGUUCAAUGGUAAAGACCCAAAAGAAGUAAAGGUCAUAAUGAUUUCAAUGAA